This is a messenger RNA of Paramecium pentaurelia, 669 nucleotides long. The record is from the annotation of a GenBank genome assembly. Lineage: Eukaryota; Ciliophora; Oligohymenophorea; Peniculida; Parameciidae.
AUGUAAAAAAAACAUUGUGAUUUAAUACUUAAUGAGAAAGGAUCUCUAUGGUUAGGAAAUUGUGAAUCAGCACUUGAUGCAGUAUAAAUUUCUUUGAUUUUAGGAGUUCUUAAAAAGUAAAGGAAUAAGAACUGUGAUAACCGUAGCUGCAGGAUUAUAAUUAAAACUUAAUGGAUUAGUGCAUCAUAUAAUAGAGAUAUUUGAUAGUGAUACAGCAAAUAUUUCAUAACAUUUUUAAAUUGCAAAUGAAUGGAUAGAGAGAGGAUUUAAGAUAGGUGGUGUAUUAGGUAGUAGAUAUAUAUUUAAAGAAGCUAAGUUCAUUGUAUGGCAGGUAUCUCCCGUUCAGCAGCAAUUGUUAUUAGUUACUUAAUAGAAAAAAAGAAGAUGAAUUUUAAUUAAGCCUUAUCUUUUGUGAAAUCUAAAAGACCCUAAAUUAAUCCAAAUAAGGGUUUUAGUAAUUAAUUAUAAGCAUUUGUUGCAAAAGUCUAGGAACCUCCAUUAGCUAAAAACACAAGAGCCAAUAAUUUCUAACAAAAUCAAGAAUAUUAUGAUUGUAAUUAUUAUGCUCCAAUCAAUCGAAAGGGGUCAGCUGGAAUUUUACAAUAAAAUAUGAACUUUUAUAAAUCCAUAACUAAGUCAAUAUCAUAGAGUAGGAAUAAAAAUAAAUGA